GUCGGGGGAGUCAAAGCCAGCCCCAGCUCUAUUGCUUUCCUGGGGAGUGGAGAGAGUCGGGGCAAGGUAGGUUCAGGAUCCUGGGUGGGGAGAGUCGGGGUUCUGAAGAGGGUGGACAGCUCUGGCUGAAGCUAUUCCUGGGGAUUUUUCUUCCCCCAUAAUCCCCACCACCACCACAAAUCAAGCCAUUGCAUUUUCCAGAAUUGCUUGCAAUAGUCACCUGGAGCUGGUACCUAGUCCAGGAGGCUCCAGGCCAGUCCUGGAGGAUUUCUGAGUGGAUCUCCUGCCAGGUUGGAUAAGAGCACCCCGAUCCCAUCUGGCCUUGCUCCCGGCUUGCUUCUCUCAGUGCCAGCCUUGUGAUUCCCUUGUAAUGCACGGCCCUCUAUUUUCACCCGGCUCCCACGGCUUCCGAUGACCGGAACGCACUGCCCUCUCGCCAGGUUCUCCUAGAAAGCCCAGUGGAUCAGGGCGCCUGUCUGGCUUGGGCAAGUGUUGGUGCUGCAUGGAGGAGGAGCGCCAAGGACGCCGCUCUGGGGACCAGGCCUUGGGCAAGAUCUUCUAGGAAAGCAAACAGAUGUAGAUGCCCUUUGCACCAACGCAGUGUGCUCCAGGGCUCCUUGGAAUCCGCUGUUGCUAACCGAGUCGCUUUCGGGCAACCGAAACGGAGGCGCUUCCCCUGGUGCAUGUGGUGAUUGUGCGUGGAUGGCCAGCAGUGCGUUGUGUAAAGCUAGCUGGGUCGAACGUGCAUUCUGGCUUGGGCAAGGGAAAACGGGGCCUGCCUGCCUGUAUCUCCUACUUUGUUGCCUUGAUAGGCAGAUCAGGAGGUGGGGAAACAUUCUUGCGUUCGAGCUGGGCUGUGGAAAGCAUUUUCCUUGUUCUUUGCUACAUUCUGGUUUUCUGGGCCUGACCCCCUCGAUACAAUCUUGGCCACCCCAUCAAUCGAUAUUCUAGCUCUCGGAAGGAACUUCCACUGUUCUUUCCAUUCCCACGUGAACCACUGAGGCCAUCUAUACCUGAGAACGUGUGGGGGGCCAAACAUUGUGUGCUUCGUCCUCCUAGUGCUUCCAGACUGAGCCCCAGAACAGCAUUCCUUCAAUGACUGUUGUUGGUGCCUGCCUACUUUUUAGUUUGUGAGUUUUUUUGUCUCCGAAGGGCUUCCUUCAUAUUCUUUUUCUGUGUAAACAUAUUUGAGAACUUGUACUUGAAAAGCAGUAGAACAAUAGCUUGCUGACUUGCUUUUCAAUCUGAAGGGUCACAGGGCAGCAGGGUCCACCACCACUGUUCCCUUCCUAUUUCUAGCCGGUGUCCUUGACUACUGGCUUGGAUGCUGCUGCUGUGGCAAGUAUCGGCUGAGGUCUGCACCCCUUGUAUAUGAUCUUAAGUACAUUAUGUGGUAUUUAGCUCGUGUGUGAUGGAGGUGUUCCGAUGACCUCCCCCCCAACCCCCACAAUUAGAAGAAAGUGGGAAAGCACUGUGGAGGGGAAACAGGGUGUUUGGACAUCUGAAUCAACCUAUUGUUUGGACAUGUUGUCUAAAUCAACCCUUGGUGAUCGACAUUAGGCUGGGAGAGCUGUUUCUGGAAGCUGGAAUUUCUGAAAAGCCUUUAAAGGAAUAGCCAGGCAAAAUGCAAGCCUGAGUGAAGUAUUCUGGUUAAGGACAAGUUAUCUAUUAGCGGCCUGCAAAGUACAAGGAUGCUGGUAUGGGGGAGAAGGUACCACAUGGUAUUUCUAAGGACUACUCCAUAUAUGGUACAGAUGGAGUAGUUACUGUUGAAAAUCGGUUCCGUGUGGUGUGGAUUCCAGAUGGGAGUUGUGUAACAGCUGGACAUGCUCACCGGGUCGGUAGUCUCCACAUCAGCAACCUUCAAAGUAGUGCAUUAUCCUCAUGGUGAACUGUCUGCUUAUGUUACUAUCUAUCCCCAGGCAGAGUACAACCCAUCCCCAGGCAAUGGUACAAGUGUGUUUUGGUGGUAGCCAUGCCACUUGCAUCAUGUAAUAAGCCUGGCAGAGUAGUUGCAGCCUUUCUAGUAAAAGUCUCCCGUAUGUACUUUGUGGUACUCAUAAGAGAGUGUGGCUGAUAGAGAAUUUAUUAUGAUGUAAACCAGUGUUCCCUCUAAGGCAUGUGCAUGUGUGUGCACUCACACGUUCUUUGAUGUCUGCUCAGUUAAUUUUAGAUUCUGCUCAGAUUGAAUCAUGAAGGUCCCAUUCUGAAUGCAUAUGUGCACACACUGCCUUGAUACUGCUGCACAGAAUGAAACUCAUUCCACACACAGAUGAGAAAAAUUAGAGAGAACACUGAUGUAAACCUCUCUUUGUUCAGCAACUAAGUAUGGCGUGUCUAUCAGGAAGGCCUGUUGUAUGUGCAACAAGGAUUUUUACAUUCAGCAUGGCAACAAUAUUUUAAAUCAUUCUGCAUAUGCAGAGAGACCUGAGAUUCUAUUUGGGAUGUUGUCUCCCUUCCUUUGCUAGUCAAAUGCAAUCCUCAGGUGAUUCUGUCAGCUCUCUCCCCGCCCCCACUUUAUAUGCUGCGGCUAAGGUUUCUGAGGAUGUGGCAAAUCUCAGCCUUAUAAUUAAAGGCCUUGGUAUGUGUUCUUUGUCAAAAAGCAAAUUGCCUUGUGGCUUAGAUUGUUCCAGAAUGCAGAGUAAAACCAAAAUGCAUACAAUGGCCCUUGUUAUCUGCAUUUUCAGCACUCAGUUUCAUGUAUCUGCAGUCAGGCAGUAUAUACCUCAUCAUCUGCGGUACACGGCUUUGCAUAUCUGCGGGUUUCGGCAGCACAGUUCUGCCCCUUACAUGGUAAUGCUCUUGCUGCAUGUGCUCAUGGAUUGUGAGAGGACCUUGGAGGAUGGUUUGUUCAGCAUAUUUUUUGUGUGCUUCUAAAAGCCACUUAAUGGCGCAGCAGGGAAAUGACUUGACUAGCAAGCCAGAAGUUACCAGUUCAUAUCUCUGCUGGUAUGUUUCCCAGACAGUGGGAAUCACCUAUUUAGGGCAGCAGUGAUAUAGGAAGAUGCUGAAAGGUAUAAUCUCGUACUGCUCGGGAGAUGGCAAUGGUAAACCCCUCUGUAUUGUACCAAAGACAACCACAGGGCGCUCUGGUCACCAGGAGUCGACACUAACUCAAUGGCACACUUUACCUUUAAAAGCCAUUUUGGGUAGCAUUUGUAUGUAUCCUUAGGGAGACAUUGGGAGCCUUCAGGAACCAUUGCUCUGGAGCUUUUGGAGCCGUUCCUGUGGAGCUUCUUGGAGACAUUUUCUGGAGCCUCUUGUAGCAUUGUGUUGUGCUUGUAAGAUGCUAAUUAUCACUUUUAUCAAUUUAAUUUUAAUUUUGGUGAUUUUUAAAUUAAACAUUUCAAUUUUUUUUUCAAAUUUUGAUAAUUACAGUACUGUGUUUUAUUUAAAUUGAAUUUUUAAUUGCAAUUAAAAAUUAAAAAUAGAUUUUAAUUAUUCAUUGAAAAUGGAUUCUCCUCUCACUCCUUGAUUCUCGCACACUCCUCUGUGUGUUUACUUGAAUUGGAUUUAAUUUUGUGCUGCCUCUUUGGCCAACCUACCAUCCAAUCAGGCCAAGGGGCUUGUGCUGCUAAGUGAUGGACUUCAACAGUGGGGUGAGGAGACAUCAUGGUUACGCAUUGCUGGAGGAGCUGGAGAGCGGAGGUGGCCAAGCUUUGCUCUCUAGAGCGAAGUUUCUUUGCUGUCAGGGCAGCCCUUGCCACCACAAGGUGAUGCAUCAUGCCCAUAGUGGACAAGCUGAAAGAAGCCCUCAAGCCUGGGCGGAAAGACUCUGCUGAUGAUGGUGACCUGGGCAAGCUGUUGGCUGCUUCUGCCAAGAAGAUCCUGCUGCAAAAGAUUGAGUUUGAACCAGCAUCCAAAAGCUUCUCCUACCAACUGGAGAGCCUCAAGAGCAAAUAUGUUUUGCUGAACCCGAAGACGGAAAACCCCAGUCGGCACAAAGGUUCUGAGGAGGGCCCCAUCCGGAAGCAAGGCAGCGAGCACAUGCUGGGAGGUGAUGGAGUCCCAGCCCCACAGAAGGUCCUCUUUCCUGUGGAGCGUCUCUCCCUGAAAUGGGAGCGGGUGUACCGUGUCGGAGCUGGUCUCCACAACCUGGGCAACACUUGCUUCCUCAAUUCUACCUUGCAGUGUCUGACAUACACUCCACCUCUAGCCAAUUACCUGCUUUCCAAGGAGCACAGCCGUAGUUGCCACCAGGGAAGCUUCUGCAUGAUGUGCAUUAUGCAGAAUCACAUGAUACAAGCUUUCGCCAACAGCGGCAAUGCCAUCAAGCCAGUGUCCUUCAUCAGAGACCUUAAAAAGAUUGCUCGGCACUUCCGUUUUGGCAGCCAGGAGGAUGCUCACGAGUUCUUGCGCUACACCAUUGAUGCCAUGCAGAAGGCCUGCCUCAACGGUUACACCAAGCUGGACCGUCAGACUCAGGCUACCACAUUGGUGCAUCAGAUCUUUGGCGGCUACCUCCGAUCUCGAGUGAAGUGCUCUGUGUGCAAGAGUGUUUCCGACACUUACGACCCCUACCUGGAUGUGGCUUUGGAGAUCAGGCAGGCUGCAAACAUUGUGCGGGCAUUAGAGUUAUUCGUGAAGGCUGACGUGCUGAGUGGAGAGAAUGCCUACAUGUGUGCCAAGUGCAAGAAGAAGGUUCCAGCCACCAAGCGCUUCACAAUCCACAGAGCAUCCAAUGUACUCACAAUCUCACUCAAGCGCUUUGCCAACUUUAGUGGGGGCAAGAUUACCAAGGAUGUGGGCUACCCCGAGUUCCUAAACAUCCGUCCCUACAUGUCACAGAGCAAUGGUGACCCGGUCAUGUAUGGCCUCUAUGCUGUUCUUGUACAUUCAGGAUACAGCUGCCAUGCAGGGCAUUACUACUGCUAUGUCAAGGCUAGUAAUGGGCAGUGGUACCAGAUGAAUGACUCCCUGGUACAUUCAAGCAACAUCAAAGUCGUUCUCAACCAACAGGCUUAUGUGCUCUUCUAUCUUAGGAUUCCAAGCACCAGGAAGAACUCGGAGGGGUCUAUCGCCAAAAGCAACUACUCUGUGCCCAACCGAGCAAGCAUUGUCUCUGACCGUAUGAAGAGAAGCACCACCAAUGGCACCCUUGCAUCACCACUGAUCAGCAAAAGACAAGAUGUGACCCAGGUUAAGAAGACUUCAACUUCAGAGACUGAGGAGCCUGGUGUUCCUGUGCCUCGCAGCUCCUUUUCUUCUAAUGCCAGGCCUCAGAAUGGGACGCUUCCUCCUCCAAAGCUCAGUCCUUCCACUGGGUUCUUGUCUCCCAAGCUUCCCACCAAACUAGCUUUCCUGGAUGACUUCAGCAAGAGAUCCAAGAAGCAGCCUCUCCUGCCACUCAAAACAUCUCAGGACUUCUGUGAGUCUGGUAGUGCCAGGGUGGAGAUGUGCAAGCCGAGCUCCUGGGAAAACAAGGGCUCGGUAUUGCCUUCACAGCUGCCAGAAACCCGUGCAGAAGAACCUGAAGCCAAAAUUCGCGAAGAAGGCACAGAGCUGCCAAGCAAGGACUCCUUAUCCUUGUCCUCUUCCUCCUCCUCCUCCUCCUCUUCGUCUUCUAGCAGCUCCUCUUCCUCCAGCCCAGCACAUCACUCAGUCAAGGGACUCCCACAGGCCACGGGCAUGAAUGGCUACUGCUCCUCUCAGGAAACGGACUGUGCCUCUAGGAAACCUGUUUCUGAGGACUCCAAAUUUGCCAAGUUAAAAUCGCCGUUGCUGGCUAAUGUGACCAAUCUGGAGCUGGGAAGCACCAUGUCACCCCCACCUGCAAAGAAACUGGCACUCUCUGCCAGGAAGGGCAGCAACACACUGCAGAAAGUGAGCGGCAGUGAGCGCCGGGCGCCGCCCCACUCCCCACCAGCUGCCACAAAUACCACCCACCCUGUCUGUGCCGCUGCACUCGGCUAUCCCAGAGUGCUCUCAUCUGCUUCCAAAUCUUCAGCACCUGCACCACCAGCCAACAGCGCCUUUGUCACACCCUCAUCCAGCUUCAAAUCGUGCUGCCCCUCUGCCGUCCUUCUGUUACCACCUACUGUGCCCAAAGAGGCACUUAGCCACUCUUAUCCAAACAAGGACAAGGGGUCUUUCCGUAUCGGCUCUAAGAAGAGAAAAAGAAAGUCCAGCCUCUCAGAGAUGUCACAAGAGAUCCACUUUGGCCCAGACAGGACAAAUAUUGAUGCUGAGGGGUCCUGGCUCUCCAACUCUUCCAGAAAGAAGAGGCAUCUGAAAGAAAAUGGCAGCAUUGUGACCUCUCCUGUACCGGAAGCUGACUUGGUGGCAGGCAGGAAGGGAGAGAAGGAUGGAAUGACUGAGGACCACAGGGCACCAGAUUCUGGUCUAAUCAGUUCCAUCCGGAAGAGAAAGAAGAAAAAGAGGCUACGGCAGAGGGAGGAAGACUGCAGACCUUUGCUGGAUCCUAUAAACAGCUCCUCUUCACAAUAUGAGGCAGAUGUCUGCCUGGCACAUGUGCCAGUGGAGGAGUCCUGUAGCUUGAAGAAGACGAAGAAGAAGAAGAAGAAACAGCAGCUGCCUUCACCCAGUUCAGACAAAGGCAGCACUACUGGGGAGAGUGAGCAUCGCAAGCACAAGCGGAGGGAGAAGCAAGGUGGCUCUCCCCGAGAGGUCAGCAGCCCCCAAGAAGAGCAAAGCAAGAAUGGCCUUUCCUCAGCCAGAAUCAGCCCUCCAGCAUUGGCCUGGGGCAGCCAGUUUGGACAUGGGGACAAAUGCUCCUCGAACAUCCUAAGUAUGAAGAAGGAAGCAGCACAACGUAAGUGUGAGCAGUCUGAUGUUGUCCAGGAGCUGCUGAGGGAUUCUUUGGAUAAAGCAUAUGGAAAGCAAGUGUUGACCUGGGAUGGUGAGGUGUCAGCUGUCAGCCAGGAUGCCAUGCGUGAUGCUGUAUGGUCCAAGAACCAGACGGUCCUUGAUGACUGGGAUGAAGAGUUUGACAGUGGGAAGGUGAAGAAAAGCAAGAAGCUCAAGCGUGAGCGGAAGAGAAACUUCAAUGCCUUCCAGAAACUGCAAAGCCGGCGUAACUUCUGGGCUGUGACACACCCAGCUAAGGUGGUUAGUCUGAGCUAUCGGCUUUGAAAUGCUGAGUUCUUAGCUGCAGCAGUGCUAUGGCAGACUCCCGUACCUAUUGUCAACAAUUUCAGGUUGCCAGCUCUGUGGAAUUGUACAGGAAAGCUUCUCUUCUUUGCCCUGAGUAGGAUGCUGCCAUCUUGGAGGACUCUUCUCUGCAGUGUCUGGGGGAAAACAGGCACCUGGCUUUGUGGAGCUACUGACUUGUGGAAGGCACUGGCUCAGGGUAGCUGCAGGCUCCAGGAUCGAUUAAGAGUGGAGCUGUUCAUGCUAGCUAGGGGUGACCAACCACCUGGAACAGAAUCUCCCUGCUGCCUCCAUCUGCACAAGCCUAAGCUUGGUGAGCUGUGAUACCCUCCUCUGCCUUUCCUGUCAGAAGAAGAUGUGAUAGCUAUUUCUCACUCCUGAGAGCUGGUUACUACAUUGCCACCAGUGGUAUUUGCCCCUGCCUCGACUCCCUGCCCCCACACAACAUGUCGUCAUGACCAAGGGUAACUCAUAUGGCUUUUCUCCACCCAUGUCUGCCCUGUGUCUAUCAGAUGAGAGAUGGAAUGCUCUUCAGCAGAAAUAGUUUUUUCCAAACAGUUCUUUACACCCUAUUCCUGCUGUAUAGAACCCUUGGAGCCAAGUUGUGUACUCCAGGGAAAACUGUUAGUGGGGUUGGCCUGCCCUGUAUAACUAUUUUUUUGUGGUGGGGAGAGAUGAAAUCAUUGUUGAGGCCCUCAAAAGGUGCUGCUCAACCAUGACAUCAGUGGUUUUCUCUCGUCAUAGCUGAGUAAUGACUUAUCUCAUGCUGGGCUGUAUCACUUCAGACUGCAGGUGGGGAAUCGAAUGUUUAAAUACUCCUCUCCACCCCCACCCCCCACUAAAAAAUAUAAAUAAAUCCUGGGCUUUCUGAGCUAGUCUUUCCUUUUACACAAAGGAGCAGUCAGACAUGAAUUCCAUGCCCGCAAUCUGAAGUCCAGCUGUUGGUCAAUAAGGUUAUGUUGGUAAUGCUGCUGACAGUGCAUGUUGUCUCUGUGCUCUGACCUCUGCGAUCAGGGCCACAGGGAUGAGGCAGUUUCCCCUUACUUGGGUCUUCCACCACACUCCCUCUUUGCCCCCUGGCACGCAUUUAUUCCUGGUGGGUCUCACUGCACUGUUUACUCGGUUGCUCCACAAAGAGCAGACUGUUGGUUGCAGCAGAUCUCCGCCUCCGUUUGUGUUGAGGAGAGGCUGCCUGAAACGUGGCUGUUUAGGCCAAGGCAGGAUGGGCUGUUUCCUCCUGGAAGAGACUUGGUGCUGCCCUUGCUCAGCAUCUCAAUGGAUGGUGGUUGAGCCAAGUGGGAGGAAGGGCUGCUUUUUCUGCGAGGCUGGCCUAGGUGUUCCAUGGUUCCCUUGCAUUUUUGCUGUCUGGCUGUCACCUCAGUGGCUCUUUCCUAGACAGACAGCCCUUACGUGUAACCUCCUAAAAUGUGCAUGAUCAGUUUAAGCGGCAGGUCCAUGUGCACACACUCCCCCCCAUUCUUGCAGCGCCUGCAUUGUCCAUCCAGUGGCACGUUUGACUUGGGCACCCAUUUUCUCUACUCGCAGAUGGGUGCAAGGGUCAAAAACCUAGCCUAAUACUCUCCAGCAUGUAACAUAUUGAAACAGUUACCAAACACGUCUGACACUUGCAUUUAUGUUGAGCUAACAGGUUUUUUUGUUCUUGCGGGGAGGGGGGCAUUGAGACUGUUCACUCUUCCUCAGUGGGGAGCAGUCUCCUGGGUACCUUCCGGCAGUGCCCUUUUACAGUCUCCUGCCAUACAGGUCUAAAAUGCCUAUGUAGAGACCCUGAAAAAUGGGUACAUUUGCACCUCAUGCUGGGGCUUCCUGCACUAGCCCUGGUUGUAGCAACAGUUCAUGGUGCAAUAAAGGAAUGUUUUGUGUA
Hemicordylus capensis (graceful crag lizard) is the source of this 8992-nucleotide messenger RNA. RefSeq names its product ubiquitin specific peptidase 36 (gene USP36). Gene Ontology annotation, cellular component: nucleus; cytosol. Lineage: Eukaryota; Metazoa; Chordata; Lepidosauria; Squamata; Cordylidae. Gene Ontology annotation, biological process: protein deubiquitination; regulation of apoptotic process. Gene Ontology annotation, molecular function: cysteine-type deubiquitinase activity; cysteine-type endopeptidase activity. The record is from RefSeq and is a predicted model, not a curated record. Bases 3724 to 7092 code for a protein of 1122 amino acids. The transcript is spliced from 20 exons.